Messenger RNA from Parus major (Great Tit), 7431 nucleotides. It is a transcript of the gene ADRA1A, whose product is annotated as adrenoceptor alpha 1A. The coding region runs from base 1232 to 2626 and encodes 464 amino acids. The record is from RefSeq and is a predicted model, not a curated record. Lineage: Eukaryota; Metazoa; Chordata; Aves; Passeriformes; Paridae. Gene Ontology annotation, molecular function: alpha1-adrenergic receptor activity. Gene Ontology annotation, cellular component: membrane. Gene Ontology annotation, biological process: phospholipase C-activating G protein-coupled receptor signaling pathway; positive regulation of cytosolic calcium ion concentration; cell-cell signaling. The transcript is spliced from 3 exons.
UUGUCCUGCAGGAAGUUCUCUUUUUAGAUCGCCAAAAUUUCUUGUUAUCUCAUAAACAGGAGCUUGUUAUCUGCCCACCACUCUCUGGUCUCUGCAGGAACCAGGAGUUUGAGUGGGAAAAAAAAAGAAGAUUUAAAACCACGCUUGAGAGUGCUCUUUCUUUCUGGGCAAUAUGGGAGUGGCAGUGAAUUACGGUAAUGGUAAGACUGCUGCUCUGCUACAUCAGCAGGGCAGCACAGCUCCUGCUGCUCCUUCCCAGUGUGGAGCUGAGCUCUGAUCCGGGCUCGGGUCCCUCCAGGGAGCCUGGAGCCAGCCCCCACAGCCGGGGGAUUCAGGGAAUCAGCCCCACUGCCAGCUGCUGGAAUACCAGUGGGAACAUAAAGGGAGCAAAGCAGAGGAUUUCCAGGCACGGAGUCCCAUCCCUGUGUGAAAGAGGAGCCUGCUGUGCUGAAUCUCCUUCCCAGAUGCUCAGAGGAGCUGUGCUGCCUUCUGGAGACUAAAGAGGGGGGUGAGGAUCUGCAGAGAGCGCAAGAGCACGGCCCUGUGCACACAGCAAACUCCACUCUUCCCCUCAGAGCCAGCUGAUGUAAAUGAGCUUUAAUCUGCGGCCCAGGACCUCGACUGAUGAGUGCUCCAAGUAUGGAAAGCUCUGACUGACAGCCUAGACCCUGAGGAUGGGUAUCUCAAAGAAAAUUGCUGAGCAGACACAGCAGCAACCUCUACCCAGUCAGGUCUCUAAGCCAAUUUUAAGGCAGAAUCAGGAUUAACACCAGGCAGUCAAAAGCGUCGGUGAUUUCCUCUCAGAAGCUAAAUUGGAGGCCCUUUGGAAUAUUUACUUUCCUUAAAUACAGAGCCUUCCCCAAAAUACAGAAAUGAUUUUAACCUGCAGCUCCAGUACUUCUCAUCACAUAACCCUGGAAAGUGGGAUAAACAGCCUCAGGUUUGUGUAGCCCCAUUUGUGCACCCCAAGGAAAAUGCAGGAGUUAAAUUUGACUCGAUACUGGUGAGUAUCAACCGUGCUAUUCUGGUGAAAGCGUAGGAGCAAAGGUAGGUUUUCUAAUAUGUUUCUGGAUCUUUCUCAUUGCUGCUGGUGCUGCAGUUUUAAGAGAUUCUUCAAAACUCUAUUCCCCAGCAAGGCCAGGCAAAUGUUGCCUAUAGGACCUUCCAAGAACUGAUCUUGUCCCUGUUCCUGCCUGGAAAGUUCAGCAGCCUCACAUGGACAUUUCCAGCCAUGGCUUUCCUCCCUGGAAACUCCUCUGAGUGCUCCAACUGCACCCACUCUGUGGAGCCCGUGAACAUUUCCAAGGCCAUCUUACUGGGUGUUAUUCUAGGGGGGCUGAUUGUUUUUGGGGUUUUGGGGAAUAUCCUGGUUAUCCUGUCCGUAGCCUGCCACAGACACCUCCAGAGUGUCACCCACUAUUACAUCAUCAACCUGGCUGUAGCUGACCUCCUCCUGACUUCUACCGUCCUGCCUUUCUCAGCUACCAUGGAGAUUUUGGGCUACUGGGUCUUUGGGAGGAUCUUCUGCAACAUCUGGGCAGCUGUUGACGUGCUUUGCUGCACUGCCUCCAUCAUGAGCCUCUGCAUCAUCUCCAUCGACCGAUACAUCGGGGUGAGUUACCCGCUGAGGUACCCCAGCAUAGUGACCGAGAGGAGGGGCCUCCUGGCCCUGCUGUGUGUCUGGGCUCUGUCCCUGGUCAUCUCCAUCGGGCCCCUUUUUGGCUGGAAGGAGCCGGCCCCCGAGGAUGAGACUAUCUGCCAGAUCACUGAGGAGCCUGGCUACGUCUUGUUCUCAGCGCUGGGCUCCUUCUACCUGCCCCUGAUCAUCAUCCUGGUGAUGUACUGCCGUGUCUACGUGGUGGCCAAAAGGGAAAACAAAGGGCUGAGCUCUGGGCUGAAGACGGAGAGAUCCCAUUCCGAGGAGGUGACCCUCCGCAUCCACCGCAAAAACGCACCCGGUGCGAGCGGCUCCGCGCCCAACCCCAAGAGCAAGCACCACUUCUCUGUGCGUCUGCUCAAGUUCUCCAGGGAAAAGAAAGCUGCCAAGACCCUGGGAAUAGUGGUAGGAUGCUUCGUUCUCUGCUGGCUCCCAUUUUUUGUAGUAAUGCCUCUUGGUUCUUUCUUUCCUGCAAUCAAACCCCCGGACACACUUUUUAAAAUAACAUUUUGGCUGGGAUAUUUAAACAGCUGCAUCAACCCCAUCAUCUAUCCAUGCUCAAGUCAAGAGUUCAAGAAAGCGUUCCAGAACGUGCUGAAAGCUCAGUGCCUCCUGAGGAAGCAGCCAGCGAAGAAGCAAACCCCCAGCUUCAACCUCAACCAUCCUGCUGGCCAGGGCAUGGAAAGUGGCAAAGGGGUGGUGCGGAUCCCUGUGGGGUCAGGAGAAACCUUCUACAAGAUUUCCAAGUCGGACGGGGUCUGCGAGUGGAAGAUCUUCUCGGCCGUGCAGGGCGUUCCCACCAAAACCGCCGUCUCCAAAGACUGCACGGCUGCCAAAGCCAAGAGCAAAGGGUUCCUGCAGGAAUGCUGCUGUCCAGGAGCUUCAGGGAGCCUCAGCCACGAGAACUGCAAAGUGCCAACCAUUAAAAUCCACUCCAUCUCCCUGAGCGAGAGCGGGGAGGAUGUGUAAGCGGCUGGGCACGCCGGGCUGCCGGCCUGGGGGCCUCGCGGGAUGGGGAAGUAGGAGUAGGUGUGGUUAUAGUUGAAAGGAUCCGGGUCUGAACAGGUGAAACAGGGCCAAAUCUUUCCAGGAAGGAUGUCUGUGAGUGCUGGGAGGAUGAGCAGAGCCACCCAAAGACUGGGCAAGGCUUCAGUGGAUGGUAUUCUGAGAGUCCAGUAUCUGCCAGGCGUUUCCUUGGCAUUUAAAGGCUUUAUCCCUCUGUUCUCCUCUUUCAAAGUUCCCACUGCUCUCAUUUAGGGGCAGUGGAGGAGAAAGAGAGAGCCACAAAGACCCUGCAGUCAACCUUUCAGCCUCGACAUUCUCUGACAGCUCCACCUUCAGAGCCAUUUUGUGAUUCCACCCCUCCCCAUAAAGCCAAACCUCAGCUGUGGAUUUCAGUCAACUCCAUUGCCAAGGAAAACUUGAUCCAAGUGACUGCACUCCACCGAGCUUCAGAAACCAAGGAGAACUUUCCCUUUUUGUACAAUCAGCCUCCCUAAUCUCCACACCAAACCAAAUGAAAAUGUGCAUGUGCCCCUGGUUUGUUCAGAUUAUCCCUGCGCCUUGAUGCGGCUCUAAUAAAACUCAAAACUAGGUAAGUCCUCAUCAAACAAGGCUCAAAGAGCUCACUUGCACUCAUCCUUUUGUUUUUCACCUUCUGAGUCCAUCAGGAACCUGCUGAAAGGCUCAGCAAUUCCUUGCUCAGGUGCUCGAUAGCCAGAUCAGUGCCACAGUCACUGGAAAAGCUGCAGAUUUUUCUUGUCUCCCUGCCCAGUGUUUUGCUACAUUCCUUUUCCCGACUCCUUCAAUACCAAGUGCUCAAAGCUUUCUGUGAGAUCCUGGGUACUCUGGAGUCAGGAACUUUCCCCUUGUUCUGAGCAGGGGGAGUUAAGCAUGUUAAACAGCUUAAGGACAUCCAUCCCCAUGAGAAAGGGCCGUCCCUUGGGAAUUUGGGAGCAAAGCAUUUGGAAGCAUGUUAUAUUUUAAUACAGCUAAUCCAAAUAAAUAAAUAAAUGAGAUGGACGGCAUCUGGAAGAAAUAGUGGGAGGAAUUCUCUGUACAAUAUUAGAAAUAAGCAGCUCUUGACAUGACUGCUCCCGAGCCUGCCAAGUAAGAAUUCAGCUCCUUGAAACAACACAUGAGCCCCUGCUCUUGUCUGUGUCAGCUCCUGUGCUGAGGAUCCACUGCCUUGAAAAGGGAAAGGGCUCGAGAUGCGUGUCAUUAUCACAGGACAGUGCCUUGAAACAACACCUUGGUAGUGUUGAUGAGAAAUCAUUAUUUAUCUCUCACUCACUAUUAAGUCCCCAGUGUCAAGAGGAUUUGUCUCCUGUGUCUUUUAUUUAUGCACUCCCAGAACACAAACCUGUAGCAUGAUCCCAGUUUUAGUUUAAAUAAGGAAUCCACCUCUCUAUUAAAGUUCUUCAGGCCCAGAAUUUGAAGCGAAAAGUGUGGAAAUACCACGUAAGAAAAUAUUCUCAUGGUGCUUCAAGCCAAGAGCAGAAGGAGAAAAGCUGGAAAUCUCAUAAGAAAGUCACGUGAGACUCAUGGCCGAGGUUUCCAGUCUCACAGGGCUCAGAUACGUGGGACGUGUAUUUGGACAAAACCUGAACUUUGAAACAUUUUGAAAAAACACCCCUUAAAUUGAGCAAGGCUGGCAAGAUUUAAAGUCUUCAGUGCACACCCUUGGUGCCCAACCCUGUCUUAUUCUACAACCAAUACUUAUUUUAUAACCAGAAAGGUCCUUUUUGCCAUCUCUCCUUUGGAGCUGGGAGAUUUACACAGGGUUGCUGCAGUAAUUUCAGAUUUAUUGAGGUAUCAUGGUGUCAGGCAAGGAGUUGUUGUGGAGCUACACAUGGAGGCUGCCACAACUGGAUUAAUUUAACUCCAGAGCAGUCCUGAUGCAGCAAUAUAAUCUGACCCUGUAAGAUGAAGAUAAAUAAGUCAACCUGAUGCUGGCAGUGUCAGGAUGGACGUGGAUAUAGCACAGUUCUCCUGCAUGGCAGAGACAGAGGUUGGAAUAAUGAAGUCUUGGUCUCAUUUUCAUCCUUUUUUUUGUCACCAAACAGAUGCUAAGGGACCUCUCUGUGUCCAGUGACUCUGGAAAGCUCCCAGCCUUCAGCAUCAGGUGAGCCUGGUCCCAGCCACGCCUCUGCUGCUGCCAGGUUUGCCAGCAAAAACAAACACAGCAUUUGCUUGGCUUCCCCAGAGAAUUUCUGCAGGAAAACUGCCUUGUUCCCUUGUCGCAAGAAGGGUCAUUGGCACUUGUCAUCUCAGUGGAUAUUUGGACUGAAAAUUCUCAAAAACCAUAGAAGGAGCUCUAGGAAACAGAAAAAGAAAAAACGUGCAGAUUGAAACAGCCCAUUUUUUUCUGUUAUUUAAAGUGAACUUGGCACUGGUGAAAGAGCUGCAGCCACGGAGGCUGAAUGUAUCUGUCAGUCUGAAAGCACAAACAGGACAAGGCUCUGAUGUCCCAGAGGCUGGACAUCAGUCAUCACUUGUAAAACCUUCCCAGCAUCAGGAGUGUGUGGUGUGAAACCUGGCAGGAGCACAGGGCAGAGAUCAGAGAGGGGCCAGAUGGGGAGUGAGAACAGCCGAGUGCUGGGAGGUCCCCUCGAAGCCACCCUGACCUGGCAGUGGAAAUGUCCUGCCUGAAACCUCCGAGGGAUGGCUCUGACAUCCCACCAAGCUCUGGGAUCUCUGCUGGGAGUGACAGCCAAGAUUUCCAUGCUGGGGGGAGCACAGUCUCUGCUGCAAAGAGCUGGGGGCUGGAGCAUCACAGGGAGGAUUUAAUUUGCACAGACUGAGGUGAAGCAGGUCACCAACCCCUCUUCAUCCCAGGGCAGGGAAAGUUCAGUAGUCCAGUUUCCACACUCAAUUCAGAUCUACUGUCUGAUGUUUUUGAGGCUUUGUGUACUUUGCAAGAUUAUUCAAAUCCCAAAUAUUUAACUUCUGCCCACUAUCCAAAUAAAUGUCUUCUCAUUUUUAUAUUCUUUAUUUUGCUCCACCAACUCCAAGGAUAAAUUGUGCAUUGUGUUAAGGAAUAUUCUCCUUUUCCAGGCCUGAAUGUCCUGAAAAUCAAUAGCACUGAAAAGAAGAAAGAUUAUGCCAGGAAUAUUUCUUGCUUCUCUGCUUGGAGUAAGCAAAUGGGUUUCACACUGCUUCUUUAUAAAAUUUCCCUGCCUGACUUUCUCAGUUUCCUGAAAGGCAACACUGACAGGCUGCAGCACCUUAUUCUGAUUGAAGUCAGUUAAAAAAGGUCUUAUUGCUCUGCAGAAGUGCAAGUGCCCAGUUCUAGGUGUGCCUGUCGGCCUUGAGCUACUGCUGCUCGUGUCUCAGUGGAGUUUUAUUAGGAACUUCAUUUUAAAAUAAAGCUACUGAGGCACAGAGCAACUCAGUGAUUCAUCCAGCAAGGUUUCAGCUGGCCCAGGCUGAAUCCCUGCUGGGUAAUCAACUCCACAUCCUACCCAGAGAUACCUUGAUCCUCUUUCCUGUCUUAAUGUGGUUUGGAUAAGCAAGACAAGGUUGAAAAUGAACUCGAGGGGACAGGCUGUUGACACCAAUUAUUCCCAGAUGAUCUCUUCCGACAGCAGAGCUAAAGAGAAAAGCCAGUUGGUCUUCAAAGUGUUGCACUUAGCUCCAGACAGAUUUGGGACCUGCACCAGUGUUAUCCUUUGCCAGGAAGGAAAAAAUCCAACAGGUGGUGAGAGAGCUGCUCUCACAGCAGCAUCUGCUCUCUGCCUGCACCCCUCACACACUCAAAUGUUUGUGAAGGUACUUCAUAAACGACGGUGUUACAAAAACCACAAGAUACUACAGAGGUGCAUUAAAAUACAGCUCUUCCCCCCAGCUUGAUAGAUGUAAUUGAAGCUCUGAUUUCCCGGGAGAAGACGGAGCAUUUGUCUCAGGGAUUGGAGUGAAAUGUCAUUCCUUCUCCACAGAGCACGCUGCAUAUUUCUCAUGCUGACAGAGAAGGAGAAAAUAGCAAAUGUGAGCUAAGGGGAAAUGAAUUGCUGAGGAGGAGAGCUCUGGAUGGCGACCAUCACACGAGAAAUAGCACAUCCGUCAGUCCCACGAUGGCUCAGAGCUCUGCUUAAUGCACAUUUGUGUCUCAGCACUGAGCCCAAACCCAGGGCAGCCUCUCCUUACUCACCCUGCUAACAUCAAGAUCUUUCUCAGAGUCAAAAACCUCCACGUGUUAAUGGUGAAAAUAAAUAUGAUUUUACAGCUCUCAGUGUCUCAACCAAAGAAUGAGACUUUCUCGCAUUAAUCCAAAUUUUUUUUAUCAGCUGCCAACUCAGCCCUUGUAAACCAUUUUCUGAAGUAGGAAAACACAAACCUGCCCAGAAUUUCAGCAGAUUUCCACUUUCAAAGCAAGUCCACUCAGCCAACGAUAGAAAACCUUCCUCAAUUUCACUGAAUACUCAGUUCUUCCUGACAAUAUGACUGUGGGAAUUGUAUACAAUUUUUGCUUUGCCAGUUUUUGGCUGCAAAAAAUUGGUUUUGUUUUUUUUUUUUCUUCUGCCUGCAGAAGCUUUUUUGCCUGGAUGUUGUGCAAGUUUGACUGGUUUUAAAAGAUUUCUCCUGAAACAGGCAGUGCAUUUUCUGAAUGUGGUGUUCUUGUGUCAUUGAAUUUUCUAUGUGCUGUUUUCCAGCUUUAUCAUGUUUGAACAGUCCAUGCUGGUCAUUUCCCUGAACAAAAUACUGAAUGUAUAUGAAAUCUUGCUAAGGUGAACAAAUAAAAUUUCUGGGGGGAAUGUGCACUUUGGGAUAUGUGA